Messenger RNA from Exserohilum turcica Et28A, 1071 nucleotides. RefSeq lists its product as uncharacterized. Bases 147 to 854 code for a protein of 235 amino acids. The transcript has a single exon. NCBI's taxonomy places the organism in Eukaryota, Fungi, Ascomycota, Dothideomycetes, Pleosporales, Pleosporaceae. The record is from RefSeq and is a predicted model, not a curated record.
CGCAGCCUCAAGCACAACCGCGACGCCAGGUCUGUCAAGACUCAUUGGACGUCCUCUCAGAGUCUGCAGCAAGUCACCAACACCUCUGUCCAUCCCGGUACCAAUUCAACACUGGCGGCUAUCCACGCGUUGUUUAUACAGCGAUCAUGACCAACAUUACCGACGGGAUUUCGGCCGAGGCCAAGGCCAAUAUGCUUGCGAACCUGCAAAUCGAAAUCGACUCGCGCAUAGAGAAGCUGCGCGCCCAGUGCGAUGCACAAUGUGCGAGCAUGCAGUCGCGCCUCGAGCGACGCGUCAACCGCAUCCCGGUCGUGACGCGCCAAACUAUACUUGCGGACCUCCUCAAGGCAGCAGCGCCAAUUCAACCGGUGGCCGCUCCUGCUCCACCAGCAAAGGCGACUGCGACUGCGGCUACUGCUCCUGCUGCCACGACUACAAAGAAAGCAGUCAACACUGGCACUGGCACCUUUGGACGCAAACCCCGCAAAGCCGCAACCAGCAAUGUCAGCACAUCUUCGACAAGACCCGCAUCGUCCCAAGAAGAGCGCGCCAAGCCCACGACCAAAACCACAAAGCCUACUCCAGCAUAUGCCAAGGCGACCAAGACGACACGGUCGAAGAAGCGCAGCAGUGAUGAAAUGUCUGGCGAGGACAAGGAGAACUCGGAACAACUGCCUGUACCCAAGAAGCGCACGAGGACUGUGGGUCAGAAACCAGCAGCGGCGCCUGCCCCCGCCGCGCGCUCGACGCGUGCUGCAUCUCGGACCAAGCCUGGUGCUGGACAGGUACUCUCACCCAAGACCAAUGCUGCCAAUGCGCGCAAGCCAGCUGCGCGUAACGCCCGGCCGCGGUAGCGCCCUUAAACGGACAUGAUUACCCAGCAUUGUUUAAUUGGCGUUUGAUACCCCCCCCCCUCGUUUUGUUGCAUCUGGGUGGAGUUUGAGGUGGUCUCUCUCUCUCUUUUUUUUGUUUUGAUCUGGUGGGCUAUCAGUUGAGUUGACCCGUGGCUUGAAUGACAGAGUGCCAUUGAGUUCCAGCCGCCCGAAAAGGGAAGGCUCUCGUGGGAUUUCC